Messenger RNA from Chondrus crispus (carragheen), 1745 nucleotides. RefSeq lists its product as hypothetical. Gene Ontology annotation, molecular function: hydrolase activity. The coding region runs from base 1 to 942 and encodes 313 amino acids. The transcript has 2 exons. NCBI's taxonomy places the organism in Eukaryota, Rhodophyta, Florideophyceae, Gigartinales, Gigartinaceae. The record is from RefSeq and is a predicted model, not a curated record.
AUGCUUCGACUCACCACCCUUCUCCUCCUCCUCUCGCUCAGCCUCUGCUCCCUUGCGCAGCCAGGCCACGACUCUGGGCUGUCCCGUUUCACCCGCAAAAAGUAUGUCACAAUCAGCGGUAAGCGCAUGGCCUACGUGGAAGUCGGCACUGGCGACCCCAUUGUCUUCCUGCACGGCAACCCGACCUCCUCGUACCUGUGGCGCAAUAUCAUGCCCUUCCUCGAAGGCAAAGGGCGUCUCAUCGCCCCGGAUUUAAUCGGCAUGGGCGAUUCCGACAAGCUCGACAACAGCGGCCCAAACCGCUACACUUUCGUCGAGCACAGCAACUACCUCUUCGCGCUGCUCGAGGCCAUCGGUGUGAAGGAGCGCGUCACCCUGGUCAUCCAUGACUGGGGUUCUGCUCUCGGAUUUCUGUGGGCCUACUACAACCGCAAAAAUCCCAACGCAGUCAAGGCCAUCGUGUUCUUCGAGGCGUUUGUCGCCCCCUUUCCCUCGCUCGACGAGCUUCCAGACGGCGGAGAGGACUUCUUCCGCCGCUUGAGGAGCCCGGCGGGCGAGAAACUGGUGCUGCAGGAGAAUUUCUUCCUCGAGGAUGUCCUCUUUGAUACAGGCAAUUUCAGCGAAAAGGAUAAAGCGGUGUAUCGCAGGCCGUAUUUGAAACCGGGAGAGUCGCGUAGGCCAAUGCUGACGUGGCCGAGGCAGGUUCCCAUCCGUGGUAAGCCGGCGGAUGUCACCGCACUGAUCGGUGCGUACUCAAGGUGGCUCGAGAAGGCAAAGAUUAGGAAGUUGUUCAUUAACGCCAAGCCGGGCGGCCUUUCACGUUUUUCCAGGCCGAUUGUGCGGAAGUGGCCUAUGCUGACGGAAGUUACGGUUCCGGGGUUUCAUUUCCUACAGGAGUCGACCCCUGGCAGAAUCGGCCGGGCUAUUAAGAAGUGGUUGUGAAUUGUAUAAGAAUGGAUUGUGGCAGAGCUGCUGCCUGUGUGAUAUUAUCGUUAACUAAAUGAUGGACUGCGAGUUUAUGUUCAAGUGACUGCACAAGCAGUUAGAGCAUCACCACCGGUAGAAGCAAAUAACCAAAUAACCAAAAUUUGAUGAUUUGAUGUCGAUUGUCAUGCCCACCGGUCCGACCAAAUCAGUAAAUUUUUGGUUCCGAGGCAAAUAUCGGAACCAAAUAUCAAGAAUUAGGUUCCGCUUCUCCGUAUUUAGUACCCUAGACAAUCCAGUUGUCCAAGGCUCACUGGUCAGACAAAAAGACUUCCCUCCAAAAAACAUGACGAAGGGGUUUCGUGGCAAAACAAGCGGCAGUCUCCCGCCAUCUCUCCUCUUCAAAUGCCACAAGACCAGCACGGAUUUUAUUGUUUUCCGGUAGGGAUGCUCCGCACUGGUCGGUGAAGGCAUCUCUGAGAGCAUCCCCCCUGUUGGUCAUCAAGCGCAAGCUCGGUGAUGACAAAAUGAGUUCCCCCUUUUCAGGCUCGCUACCCCCCUCUUCCCUGGAUCCUUCCAUCUAUGGGACCCCAACACGUUCAGCUUCGGUUCCGUUAACGUCUUCAGAGUCCGUCACUGCGACUCCUCGUAGGAGGGGACACGGGUGAGUACGAGGGUCAGUAAGAGCGUACUACACAGUAUUUGGUUCUGACCGGUGGGGCCGUCCUUUUUGAAAUAUCAAAUAACCAAAGAAGCAAAUCACCAAAUUCCCACCAGCCAAUUGAGUUCUAGAAAAAAAGUGCCAAGUGUUCUUGUUUGGU